This is a messenger RNA of Ruditapes philippinarum (Manila clam), 2836 nucleotides long. RefSeq lists its product as uncharacterized. Bases 1 to 1377 code for a protein of 458 amino acids. NCBI's taxonomy places the organism in Eukaryota, Metazoa, Mollusca, Bivalvia, Venerida, Veneridae. The transcript has 7 exons. The record is from RefSeq and is a predicted model, not a curated record.
AUGUAUAGAACUCACGCAGCCUCUAUGCCUGUUCAAGGUCAAGAUCACACUUAUUGUAGAAGGAAAGCUAAUAUGAAUCUUGAACAAGAGAAGAAGAUAACAACAGCUGUUGAAAUUGAUCUAAAGUCUGAUAGGGACAGUGUUACAAGCCUUGAGUUUCAACUCAAUGGUGCCUUUGUUGAGAAUGAGAAACAUAAAAAAAGAAUCACAGAAUUAGUAGCUACAUGUAAAAAUAUUGAAGCUUCAUAUAAGCUAACUCUUCACAGCUGUAAACGUAUUAAUAACAUCAUCACCUUAGUGCAGUUAUGGGCAAACUUGAGACUUCUCGGACAGGAAAAGAAUAUAAGAACAGAUGUUGAAAAUGAACUAAAGUCUGCUACGGACAUGGUUCAGAGGCUUGAGAAACAUGUCAAUGAUGAUUCUGUUAAGUGUCAGGAACAUCAAAAAAGAAUAGCAGAAUUAGAUGCUGCAAAUAAAAAACUUGAAGCUGCAUAUAAAAAUCUUGAUAAACAGAAAUAUCAUAUGGAACAACAGGCAAACAAGAAUUUGGAACACAUGCAAAGAAUUCUUCUAGAAGAGAAAAUGAAAGCUGAUGACCAGUACAAAAAACUCUUAGCAGAACGAGAUAAUUUGCGAGACAGGUUUAGUAAGCUGGCUGGUAAGAAGUUACAAGAGCAGAAUGCUGAUAUAGCUGACUUUCUUGAUCCUUACAGAGCAAUGAAGGUGUCGGAGAAGUUUGGCCAGUUAUACGAUGAUGAUUGGACUAAUGCCUUUGAAAGUUUGACUGAUAAGAAGCUAGGCGUACCAUUAAGAGAUGCCAUAAAUGUUCUACUACGCCUUCUUCAAGAAUGUUGGGCGUUUUGCAAUAAACUGGUGGAAGCACAAAUGGAAAGUUUACAAAAUGUAUUUCUACAUCCUGCUCAGAACUUGGCUAAUUUUGACCAAAAGAAAACUGGACUGACUGACAGACCCAGAAUUACAUCAAAGGACCAGCCAUCACUAAACGAUCUACGUAAACGGGUUGGAGUAUCACCACCUGUCAUAGAGGAGGUUAAACAGGCAUUUCUUGCAGACUCUAAAACGUGGGAUAAAAGGGAGGAAAAGAAAUUUGAUAAGAAGCAUAUAGAAGCAUGUACACCUUAUAUACAGAAAUGUGCCGAGGUUUGCUGGCUUAUGGCUCUGCAUGACCCUCCUUUGUUGAUGAAAAUGGAUGUCAAACAAGGCGAGAAGUUUGAUACAAAUAUCUAUACAGUGUACAGUCAGUCUGGACAAACAAUUGAUUUUUUGGUAUGGCCACCACUUUAUAAUGGUAGAGAUGGUGGACUUCUGUCUAAAGGUGUAGCCGAACCAAUAAGAGUUGUAAGCAAGAAGAAAUGAAUAACUUUUGAUAUGCAUUUAGCUUAUGUAGUUUAAGUAUGUUCUGAAUGAUAAGGGAUAGAGUAUUUCUAAUGAUAUCCUAAUAUAAUUUGUUUUCUUUGCAAUUUUGCAGAAUUUUCAUAAAUUUUGGUUGCACAUUUUGUUUAAUAUCAGGACCAUAAUACAAGUCAUUAUACCCCCCACCACAUAUUUUGGAAUCAUUUUAUCAUGCAAGUUGGUCGGUCCGUUAGUCCAUGGGUCCAUUGUUACCACAUUAUAAAUCUUUUACCUUUUUAAACUUGGCUCAAGUUCACACGUCAUGUUGAGCAAUUUCCAGAACCCAUGUGACAGCUGUGUUGGUGUAACCCCUAAACAUCAUCGGUAAAAAAGUCGGACAUUUUAAUGUCUGCUCUAUAAAUUAUAUACCCUUGAAGGAUUUUCUUUAAACUUAGCUCAGCUGUUACCUCAAUGAGGAAUUGGGCAGAAUCUAUGCUGCCAUUGCACAAGCUCAAGGUCACCAUUGAAGGUCAAAGGUCAGACAAUUUGUGUCCACUUUAUAAACCAGUUGAAGGAUUUUCUUCAAUUUUUUCUCAAAUGUUAUCCUCCACUAGGCAAUGUGCAGAACAUAUGACACUGCUGUGUAUACCCAAGGUCAUAUUUACCAUUGAAGGUCAAAAGUUUUACAUUUUGUGUCUGCACUAUAGAUUAUUUACCUUUUAAAUAUUUUUUUCAAGUCUCAGCUGAAAUGUUUUCUUUCAAUAAUAUUAAUGAAUUCAAUGCAUAAUAUCCUCUACAUAGAAGAUAGGUGGGGGUAUUUUUCAGUCCUGUGACAGCUCUAGUACAUGUAUGUAGAUGUCACAUAAAUUGUAUAUUGCUGUAUAUAAUAAAAUAUAUAUUAAACAUUUGUAAUGAUGUUAAAUAAACAUUGUUCUUUAUGAUUUUCAUAUUACAAUGUUCAAGAUAGAAUUCAGAUGCCUCCGGAUUCAUGCUAAUUUAAAAUGUAUGUAAAUGUAUCAUGUUGUGAACAAAGAAAAAUAAUUUACAUAUUGCACAUAACACUUACAAUCUACUUAUAAUAAAUUAACAGAGAUCAAAAUUUAAAAAAUAGCCCUUUCUGUGUUAGUAAUGGUGACAAAUUUCAAAAUCAGUCACUAAUCUCACACAACAUGUAGAUAUAUUUUUUAAUCUUUUUUACUUUUCCUUAAGUCUUAGUACACUUCUUUUUCUUAAGAUUGAUUUUCUUGAAAUAUUUUGGCUCAUCUGGAGGUGUGCAGCUUUAAAACACUUGUAUUGACUUUGUAUCAAAGUAAGACAAGACACUGACAGUAUCUUUACAAAGAGAAAUUGCUUCACAGUAGGUUUUAUGUGUGUAUUAUUAUGAUUAGUGAUUUACUGUAUUGCAAGGUUUGUAGAUUUUUGUCAUGGUUUGCCCCAUUAACCAUUACAUGUCCACAUUUUCUUUACAACAAAAUCGUUUUUU